AUGAAAGCGCUCCAGAUCCCGAGGAAGGAUAUCUUCCUAUGCACAAAGUUCGGACUCCUCCCUGCUCCCGGAGGUGUGCGUGGUGAUCCUGAGUACGUCAAGUCCGCUAUCGAGCGCUCCCUCAAAGACCUGGAGGUGGACUAUGUCGACCUCUACUACCAGCACCGUGUCGACCCCAAAGUCCCGAUCGAAGACACAGUUCGCGCUAUGCAGGAGCUGAAAGAUGCUGGCAAGAUCAAGCACAUUGGGCUCUCGGAAUGUUCUGCUGAGACACUUAGGCGCGCAGCUAAAGUCGCGAAGAUCGACGCUGUGCAGUGGGAGUACUCACUCUGGGAGACGAGCGUGGAGCAUAACGGUAUUCUGGAAGCGUGUAAGGAGCUGGGGAUCACUCUCGUCGCGUACUCUCCUUUGGGAAGGGAGAUGCUCAGUGGCAAGUUCAGGAAACGCUCUGACCUCCCGGCUGGUGACUGGAGGCUCGACGCGCCUCGUUUCAGCGAGGAGAACUUCCCCAAGAACAUCGAGCUCGUCGACCAGCUCUCCGCUUUCGCAUCUCAUAAACGUUGCACACCCGGCCAGCUCGCGCUCGCCUGGGUACUCGCUCAGUGGGACGGAAUCAUCCCCAUCCCCGGUACGACGCGUGCUGAAGCAUUGGAAGAGAAUAUCGGGAGCGCAAGGGUGAGCUUGACACAGGAGGAACUUGGGGAGAUUAGGAAGGUGUUGGAUUCGUUUACUGUCGUGGGAACGAGGUACAAUGCGCAGGGUAUGAGCUUGCCGAAUAAGUAA
Dacryopinax primogenitus is the source of this 783-nucleotide messenger RNA. Its product is annotated as oxidoreductase. The record is from RefSeq and is a predicted model, not a curated record. Lineage: Eukaryota; Fungi; Basidiomycota; Dacrymycetes; Dacrymycetales; Dacrymycetaceae. Gene Ontology annotation, cellular component: cytoplasm. The transcript is spliced from 5 exons. Bases 1 to 783 code for a protein of 260 amino acids.